GCCUCCCGAGGCAUGCUGGGAGCCUGGAGGACUAGCGAGGAGGAGCUGAGAGAACGGAGCGGACGCCAUGGCGACCAACAUCGAGCAGAUUUUUAGGUCUUUCGUGGUCAGCAAAUUCCGGGAAAUUCAACAGGAACUUUCCAGUGGGAGGAAUGAAGGCCAGCUGAAUGGUGAAACCAGUACACCUAUUGAAGGAAACCAGGCAGGUGAUUCAGCUGCUUCUGCCAGGAGCCUACCAAAUGAAGAAAUAGUGCAAAAGAUAGAGGAAGUACUUUCUGGGGUUUUAGAUACAGAACUACGAUAUAAACCAGACUUGAAGGAGGCUUCCAGAAAAAGUAGAUGUGUAUCUGUACAAACAGAUCCUACUGAUGAAAUUCCUAGCAAAAAGUCAAAGAAGCAUAAAAAGCACAAAAAUAAAAAAAAGAAAAAGAAGAAAGAAAAGGAGAAAAAAUAUAAAAGACAGCCAGAAGAACCUGAGUCAAAGCCAAAAUCUCAUCAUGAUGGGAACAUAGAUAUAGAAUCAGAUUCCUUUUUGAAGUUUGAUUCUGAGCCUUCAGUGAUGGGACUGGAGCAUCCUGUAAGAGCACUUGGCUUAUCUGAGACCGGUGAUUCCCCUGCAGUUGUGCUAGAACCUCCUGUAGUUGCAAUGGAGGUAUCAGAGCCACACAACUUUGAAACUCUGAAGCCAGCUACAAAGACUGCAGAAUUGCAAGUUGAGUCUACAUCUGUCAUCUCAGAGCAGUCAGAGCAUUCUAUGGCAGUAAUGCUGGAACCAUCCACGGCAAAGAUUCUGGAUUGCUUUCCAGCAGCACCAGUGCCUACCCCAGCACUAGUGCUGAAGUCACCUGAGCCGGUUGUAACAAUGUCGAUGGAGUAUCAGAUGACUCCUGUGCUGAAACCUUUGGAGAGCACAUCUCCAGAGCCAUCAAAGAUCGUGUUGGUAGAGCCUCCAGUAGCAAAAAUGCUAGAGUCAGCAGAAACCCUCGUGGAAUCCUCAGAGACAUCUGCUGAGGUGCACCCUGAGCCAAGCACAUCGACAACAACGGGCUUUCCAGAGUCAUCUGCACCUGACGUACUAAGAUUGACAGAGCAGCCUGUAGAAGUACCAUUGGAGAGUGCAGAUUCAUCCAUCACAAGACCGCAGGAGUUGCUGGAGCUGCCUAAGGCCACGGCGUUGGAGCUGCCGGAGUCGUCGGUGGCUUCAGUGAUGGAGUUGCAGGGGCCACCUGCGACCUCCAUGCCGGAGAUGCAGGGGCCCUCUGUGACUCCAGCGCUGGAGUUACCUGGGCUUUCUGCUACUCCGGUGCCAGAGUUGCCAGGGCCCCCUUCUACCCCAGUGCCUGAGUUGCCAGGGCCCCCUGCGACUGUAGUGUCUGAGUUGCCGGGGCCCUCUGUGACACCAGUGCCACAGUUGUUGCAGGAAUUGCCAGGGCUCCCAGCAUCAUCUGUGGGGCUGGAGCCACCACAGGAGGUGCCAGAGCCACCUGUGAUGGCACAGGAGUUGCCAGGGCUGCCUGUGGUGACAGCGGCAGUAGAGUUGCCAGGGCAGCCUGUGGUGACAGUAGCAAUGGAGUUGACCGAACAACCUGUGACGACGACUGAGUUGGAGCAGCCUUUGGGGAUGACAACGAUGGAACACCCUGGGCAGGCUGAGGUGACAACAGCAACAGGGUUGCUGAGGCAGCCCGAGGCAGCGAUGGUGCUGGAGUUGCCAGGACAGCCAGUGGCAACGACAGCGCUGGAGUUGCCGGGGCAGUCUUCGGUGACUGGGGUGCCAGAGCUGCCAGGGCUGCCUUCGGCAACUAGGGCGCUGGAGUUGUCGGGGCAGCCUGUGGCAACUGGGGCACUAGAGUUGUCUGGGCAGCUCAUGGCAGCAGGGGCACUGGAGUUCUCGGGGCAGUCUGGGGCAGCUGGAGCACUGGAGCUUUUGGGGCAGCCCCUGGCAACAGGGGUGCUGGAGUUGCCCGGGCAGCCUGGGGCACCAGAGUUGCCUGGGCAGCCUGUGGCAACUGUGGCGCUGGAGAUUUCUGUUCAGUCUGUGGUGACAACAUCGGAGCUGUCAACGAUGACCGUGUCGCAGUCCCUGGAGGUGCCCUCGACGACAGCGUUGGAAUCCUAUAAUACGGUAGCACAGGAGCUGCCUACUACAUUAGUGGGGGAAACUUCUGUAACAGUAGGAGUGGACCCCUUGAUGGCCCAAGAAUCCCAUAUGUUAGCUUCUAACACCAUGGAGACCCAUAUGUUAGCAUCCAACACCAUGGACUCCCAGAUGUUAGCGUCCAACACCAUGGACUCCCAGAUGUUAGCGUCCAACACCAUGGACUCCCAGAUGUUAGCCUCUAGCACCAUGGACUCCCAAAUGUUAGCAACUAGCUCCAUGGACUCCCAGAUGUUAGCAACCAGCUCCAUGGACUCCCAGAUGUUAGCAACCAGCUCUAUGGACUCCCAGAUGUUAGCAACCAGCUCCAUGGACUCCCAGAUGUUAGCGACCAGCUCCAUGGACUCCCAGAUGCUAGCGACCAGCUCCAUGGAUUCCCAGAUGUUAGCAACUAGCUCUAUGGACUCCCAGAUGUUAGCAACUAGCUCUAUGGACUCCCAGAUGCUAGCAACCAGCACCAUGGACUCCCAGAUGUUAGCAACUAGCUCUAUGGAUUCUCAGAUGUUAGCAUCUGGUACUAUGGACUCUCAAAUGUUAGCUUCCGGCACCAUGGAUGCCCAGAUGCUAGCAUCUGGUACCAUGGAUGCCCAGAUGUUAGCAUCUAGUACCCAAGAUUCUGCUAUGUUGGAUUCAAAAUCUCCUGAUGCCUAUAGGUUAGCUCAGGAUCCUUACAGAUUAGCCCAAGAUCCCUACAGGUUAGGACAUGACCCUUAUCGGUUAGGUCAUGAUGCCUAUAGGUUAGGACAGGACCCGUAUAGAUUAGGCCAUGAUCCCUACAGACUAACUCCUGAUCCCUAUAGAAUGUCACCUAGACCUUAUAGGAUAGCACCUAGGUCAUAUAGGAUAGCAACUAGGCCAUAUAGGUUAGCACCUAGACCCCUGAUGUUAGCAUCUAGACGUUCUAUGAUGAUGUCCUAUGCUGCAGAACGUUCCAUGAUGUCAUCUUACGAACGCUCUAUGAUGUCCUAUGAGCGGUCUAUGAUGUCCCCUAUGGCUGAGCGUUCUAUGAUGUCAGCUUAUGAGCGCUCUAUGAUGUCAGCCUACGAGCGCUCUAUGAUGUCUCCUAUGGCUGAACGCUCAAUGAUGUCAGCUUAUGAGCGCUCUAUGAUGUCAGCUUAUGAGCGCUCCAUGAUGUCUCCCAUGGACCGAUCUAUGAUGUCCAUGGGUGCUGACCGGUCUAUGAUGUCGUCAUACUCUGCUGCUGACCGGUCUAUGAUGUCAUCGUACUCUGCAGCUGACCGAUCUAUGAUGUCAUCUUACACCGCUGAUCGUUCAAUGAUGUCUAUGGCGGCCGAUUCUUACACUGAUUCUUAUACUGAUACAUACACGGAGGCAUAUAUGGUGCCACCUUUGCCUCCUGAGGAACCCCCUACAAUGCCUCCAUUGCCACCUGAGGAGCCACCAAUGACACCACCACUGCCUCCUGAGGAACCACCAGAGGGCCCUGCAUUAACCACUGAGCAGUCAGCAUUAACAGCUGAAAGUACAUGGCCUACUGAGUUGCCAGCAUUGCCUCCUGAAGAGUCAGUAUCGCUGCCAGAGCCUCCUGUAAGUCAGAGUGAGAUUUCAGAACCUUUGGCAGUGCCUGCUAAUUAUUCAGUGUCAGCAUCAGAGCCAACAGUGUUAGCAGCAGAGGCUAUUGUGGGUGUUGCAGAGCCACCGUCAGAGCCAGUGUCUUCAGUUACAUCAACACCUGUACAGUCUGCUGAAGUAGCAGAACAUGAAAUGAUUGCAGAGACACCAGUGACUUCUGUGGUGUCAGAAACUCCCAUAAUGUCAGCAGAACCAACUAUGUUCACAUCACAGCCUGCUCUUACGCCAGAGAUGGCAGAAACCUUUGAUUCCUUGAGAGCUUCAGGACAUGCUGCUUCAGAAGUAUCUAUGUCUCCCUUGGAGCCAGCGGUAACUAUUCCAGAGUCAACACAGAGUACUUCAGAGCUGCCAGCCAUGGUUGUCUCAGAGUUACCCAGCACGGUUGUCCCAGAGCCACCGGCCAUGGCAGUCCCAGAGCCGCCAGCCAUGGCAGUCCCAGAGUUGCCAGCCAUGGCUGUCACAGAGUCGUCAGCAGUGGCUGUCCCGGAGCCGCUGGUGGCAGCUGGCCCAGAGCCACUGGCUGUCUCAGAGGUGCUGGUGGUGGCUGUCUCGGAGUCACCUGCUGUGAUUGAGCCAGAGCAUCUUCCUGUUCCUGUGCCAGUGGUUUCUGCCCUGGAGCCUACUGUGCCUAUUGUGGACCCAGCAGUGUCAGUUCUUCAGCCUGCCAUGAUUGCUUCAGAACCAUCUGUUUCUGUUCAGGAAUCCACUCUGACCGUUUCAGAGCCUGCUGUCACUGUCUCGGCGCAGACUCAAGUAAUAUCAACAGAGCUGGUCUUAGAGUCUACAUCAGUGAUACUGGAGUCUAGUGUAAUGUCCUCAACACACAUCAUAAAGGGGAUGAAUUUAAUAUCUGGUGAUUCUAAUCUUGCUCCAGAGAUUGGCAUGCAGGAGAUUACCAUGUAUUCAGGUGAAGAACCUCCUGCUGAAGGACACCUGAAGAGUGACUGUUAUGGAAGUGAACAGGGUGUGAGUAUAGACCUUAAUGUAAAUAGUCAUUUAAUUACUAAAGAGAUGGAACAUAAUACAGCGUCUGCUGCCAGUACUGGGGGUGUCGGUGAAAUUGGCGAAGAGAAAAUUUUACCUGUCAAUGAGACUGAACAAUGCACAGUGUUGGUUACCUGCCCUGGUGUUAGUGAGGCUGAAGUAGGAGGAAGUCUGUCUUCUGUUGAUCCUCUUGCUCUUGAACCUGAUGCGAAGGGAACUAGUGAGGGUAUUGAAUUUGCCACAGCAUCUGCUCUCAGUUCAGUUAAUAAAUACGAUGUUGAAGUAUCUCUAACUACUCAAGAUACUGAACAUGACAUGGUAAUUUCCACCAGCCCCAGUGGUGGCAGUGAAGCUGACAUAGAGGGACCUUUGCCUGCUAAAGACAUUCAUUUUGAUGUACCAUCUAAUCAUAACCUUGUUGGUGAGGAUGCAGAAGGACCAUUACCUAUGAAGGAGAGUGACCAGGCAGUAGCAGUUGCCCUUAGCCCCAAAGAAAGUAGUGGAGAAGAUAAAGAAGUAUCUCUCCACAGUGAAGAGAUCUUGCCUGAUACAGGGUUUUCUGCCAACAUUGAGGACAUCAACGAAGCAGAUUUAGUGAGGCCAUUACUUCCUAAGGACAUGGAACGUCUUACAAGCCUUAGAGCUGGUAUUGAAGGACCUUUACUUCCAAGUGAGGUUGAACGUGAUAAAUCUGCUGCUAGUCCAGGUGUAAUUGGUCUGCCAGAAAGAGCUUCAGAGUCUUCUUCAGAGGAAAAAGAUGAUUAUGAAAUCUUUGUAAAAGUUAAGGACACACAUGAAAAAAGCAAGAAAAAUAAGAACCGUGACAAAGGUGAAAAAGAGAAGAAAAGAGACUCUUCAUUAAGAUCUCGAAGUAAGCGUUCCAAGUCUUCUGAACACAAAUCACGCAAACGUACCAGUGAAUCUCGUUCCAGGGCAAGAAAGAGAUCAUCUAAAUCCAAGUCUCAUCGCUCCCAAACACGUUCACGGUCACGUUCAAGACGCAGGAGGAGGAGCAGCAGGUCAAGAUCAAAGUCUAGAGGAAGGCGAUCUGUAUCCAAAGAGAAGCGCAAAAGGUCUCCAAAGCACAGAUCCAAAUCCAGGGAGAGGAAAAGAAAAAGAUCAAGCUCUAGGGAUAACCGGAAAACUGUUAGAGCUCGAAGUCGCACCCCAAGCCGUCGGAGUCGGAGUCAUACUCCGAGUCGUCGAAGAAGGUCUAGAUCUGUGGGGAGAAGAAGGAGCUUUAGUGUUUCUCCAAGUCGGCGGAGCCGCACCCCGAGCCGGCGGAGCCGCACCCCGAGCCGGCGGAGCCGCACCCCCAGCCGUCGGAGCCGCACCCCCAGCCGGCGGAGCCGCACCCCCAGCCGGCGGAGCCGCACCCCGAGCCGGCGGAGCCGCACCCCGAGCCGGCGGAGCCGCACCCCGAGCCGGCGGAGCCGCACCCCGAGCCGGCGGAGAAGAUCAAGGUCUGUGGUAAGAAGACGGAGCUUUAGCAUAUCUCCAGUCAGAUUAAGGCGAUCACGAACACCCUUGAGGAGAAGGUUUAGCAGAUCUCCCAUCCGUCGUAAACGGUCGAGGUCUUCGGAAAGAGGCAGAUCACCUAAACGUUUGACAGAUUUGGAUAAGGCUCAAUUACUUGAAAUAGCCAAAGCUAAUGCAGCUGCCAUGUGUGCUAAGGCUGGUGUUCCUCUACCGCCAAACCUAAAACCUGCACCUCCACCUUCAAUAGAAGAGAAAGUUGCUAAAAAGUCAGGAGGAGCAACUAUAGAAGAACUAACUGAGAAAUGCAAACAGAUCGCACAGAGUAAAGAAGAUGAUGAUGUCAUAGUGAAUAAGCCUCACGUUUCGGAUGAAGAGGAAGAAGAACCUCCUUUUUAUCAUCAUCCCUUUAAACUCAGUGAACCCAAACCCAUUUUUUUCAAUUUGAAUAUCGCUGCAGCAAAGCCCACUCCGCCAAAAAGCCAGGUAACAUUAACAAAAGAAUUUCCUGUGUCGUCUGGAUCUCAACACCGAAAAAAAGAGGCGGAUAGUGUUUACGGAGAGUGGGUCCCCGUAGAGAAAAAUGGUGAAGAAAACAAAGAUGAUGAUGAUAAUGUUUUCAGCAGCAAUUUGCCCUCUGAGCCUGUGGACAUCUCUACAGCAAUGAGUGAGCGAGCACUUGCUCAGAAAAGACUGAGUGAGAAUGCAUUUGACCUUGAAGCCAUGAGCAUGUUAAACCGAGCUCAGGAGCGGAUUGAUGCCUGGGCUCAGCUGAACUCCAUUCCUGGCCAGUUCACAGGAAGUACCGGAGUACAGGUUCUGACACAGGAACAGUUGGCCAAUACUGGUGCCCAAGCCUGGAUUAAAAAGGAUCAGUUCUUAAGAGCAGCCCCGGUAACUGGAGGAAUGGGAGCCGUUUUGAUGAGAAAAAUGGGCUGGAGAGAAGGAGAAGGAUUAGGAAAAAAUAAAGAAGGAAAUAAGGAACCUAUUCUAGUUGAUUUUAAGACAGACCGAAAAGGUCUCGUUGCAGUAGGAGAAAGAGCACAAAAGAGAUCUGGGAACUUCUCUGCUGCAAUGAAGGAUCUGUCAGGCAAACAUCCUGUGUCUGCCUUGAUGGAAAUCUGUAAUAAGAGAAGGUGGCAACCACCUGAAUUUCUCUUGGUCCAUGAUAGUGGCCCUGAUCAUCGCAAACAUUUUCUCUUUAGGGUAUUGAUAAAUGGAAGCGCUUACCAGCCCAGCUUUGCCAGCCCUAAUAAGAAGCAUGCUAAAGCCACAGCAGCUACUGUGGUUCUUCAAGCGAUGGGCCUUGUACCAAAGGACCUCAUGGCUAAUGCCCUUGCUUCAGGAGUGCCUCACGUAGAUAGAUUGAGGUUUUAUAGUAAUCAUUUCAGAAUUUUACUCUGCAUCAAAAUGUAUCUCCUCCUUAAUGUUGUAAAUAUUUGGCAAUUUAAGACACUGUGUAAAAAGCAAUCUGUACAAACAUCUCCAGGCUUUGAUUUUUGUACCAUGGAAAUUGUAUUUAACCAUACAGGGUUUUGGUAUGUUUAUAUUGUUUACCUUAGUGAUGUAUUUGUUUAAGUGGCUAACAUCCAAACAAUCGAUUGUUUGAAGGCAUCAGUAAUCUUCAGUGUGGAAUGUGAAAUAAUGCUUUUAUAUUGUCUUUUGUACUAUGCUGUAACUCCCUCCCUGUGGCUAGGCUGCUGUAACACUUGCCUGUAAUCACUGAGGGGCUGUGCACCUUGUUUCACAAUGGUUCUGCUGGACAGACUCUGGGCCAGUGUUAGCAAGGUGAUCAAGCAACAUCAUUCCACAGGGCUAAUGCCACCACCUCCCCUUCAAAUUUUGUAGAGGCUCUAAGAAGAAAGUGGUAUGUUGUGUGGUGGUUGGCACUAAGUCCUGCGUUCCUGUUAAAGCCACUUGGGCCAUAAGAAGGGAGUCAAAAUGAAGUCUGAGUAGGAUUUCUGCAGAGGCCAAGUCCAUUUUAGUAUGGCAUUGAGUUGUGACAUAGUUUUACUUUGAUGUGCAUUCUGAAUUUCAGCUACACCUAGGUAGAUUAAAAACGAUAAUUAAAAUGCUGUAACCAACUUAUCUAAUAAAAUCGGCACCCAGCCACUAUUUUGUUGACUAUGAGAAAGUUUAAGUUCAUGUUAAUUUUUAGGGUCUGCUAGACUAUUUCAUGUGUAUUACAGUGGUAUUCAUAUGCUAUGUCUCUAAACUUUAUUUUCAAAAGCUUAAGGCCCAAAUACAAACUUCUCUGGAAUAAA
Molecule: messenger RNA, 8475 nt
Organism: Loxodonta africana (African savanna elephant)
Lineage: Eukaryota; Metazoa; Chordata; Mammalia; Proboscidea; Elephantidae
Gene: SON
Product: SON DNA and RNA binding protein
Biological process (GO): regulation of cell cycle; regulation of mRNA splicing, via spliceosome
Molecular function (GO): RNA binding; protein binding
Source: RefSeq, a predicted model, not a curated record